Molecule: messenger RNA, 1217 nt
Organism: Anopheles maculipalpis
Lineage: Eukaryota; Metazoa; Arthropoda; Insecta; Diptera; Culicidae
Gene: Arc42
Product: short-chain specific acyl-CoA dehydrogenase, mitochondrial
Exons: 2
Coding region: 58-1179 (373 amino acids)
Biological process (GO): fatty acid beta-oxidation using acyl-CoA dehydrogenase; butyrate catabolic process
Cellular component (GO): mitochondrion
Molecular function (GO): flavin adenine dinucleotide binding
Source: RefSeq, a predicted model, not a curated record
AGUUCCUUUAGGACCCGUACGAUAGCUAGCUUAUCUGCUCUGCCGGAUACGCAUCAGAUGCUGCAAAAAACGUGCCGCGAUUUUGCUGACAAUGAGUUGGUCCCGAAUGCGGCCCGGUUCGAUCGGGAACACUUGUACCCGGCGGAACAAAUACGCAAAAUGGGUGAGCUAGGACUGAUGGCAGUAUCGGUGAAGGAAGAUUACGGUGGCACCGGACUUGAUUAUCUUGCGUACGCCAUCGCAAUGGAAGAAAUAUCACGCGGAUGCGCUUCGGCCGGUGUUAUCAUGUCGGUCAACAAUUCACUAUACCUGGGACCGCUGACCCACUUUGGUAACGAGCAGCAAAAACAGAAAUACGUCACUGAGUAUACCGAUGGAUCGCGGGUCGGGUGUUUUGCGUUGUCCGAGCCGGGCAAUGGAUCUGAUGCAGGUGCUGCAUCAACCACUGCAACGCUGAAGGGUGACCACUGGGUACUGAAUGGUACCAAGUGCUGGAUUACGAACGGAUACGAGGCUGGCGCGGCCGUUGUGUUUGCCACCACCGAUAAAACACUCAAACACAAGGGCAUUUCGGCGUUCAUCGUGCCGAAAGAUACACCCGGUUUUUCGUUGGGCAAGAAAGAGGACAAACUGGGCAUUCGUGGUUCAUCGACCUGCUCGCUAAUCUUUGAAGACUGUGCCAUCCCGAAGGAAAAUUUGCUCGGUGAACCGGGAUUUGGGUUCAAGAUCGCAAUGCAAACACUGGACGCGGGCCGGAUAGGAAUCGCUAGUCAGGCGCUGGGUAUUGCGCAAGCAUCACUCGAAUGUGCCGUCGAUUAUGCCAACAAGCGCAUCGCUUUUGGCAAACCGAUCUCGAAACUGCAGGCCAUCCAGACUAAGAUAGCCGAUAUGGCAACCAGGCUCGAAGCAGCACGUUUGCUUACAUGGCGCGCAGCGUGGUUGAAGGACAACAAGAAACCGUUUACGAAGGAGGCGGCACAGGCCAAGCUGGCAGCAUCGGAGACUGCCACAUACUGUGCCCAUCAAGCGAUACAAGUGCUCGGUGGCAUGGGAUACGUGUCGGAUAUGCCGGCCGAACGGCACUAUCGGGAUGCGAGAAUUACGGAAAUAUAUGAAGGCACGUCCGAGAUUCAGCGGCUCGUCAUUGCCGGUGCCGUCAUCAAGGAGCUAACGGCGUAGUAGAAUUAAAGCGUGUGUGUGUAUCGGAUGCAGCCGGG